Molecule: messenger RNA, 825 nt
Organism: Cricetulus griseus (Chinese hamster)
Lineage: Eukaryota; Metazoa; Chordata; Mammalia; Rodentia; Cricetidae
Source: RefSeq, a predicted model, not a curated record
AUGGGAGAAGUGGAAGCGCCAGGCCCUGCUGCGGGCGUGAGGGUGGGGGUGGGGAGGGGGAGCUACAGAUGCCGAGACAAGGACCAUCGCUGCUGCAGUCUGUGUGAAGAUCUCCUGUCUUCUGUUGACCAACCACUGAAAAUUGCCAGAGACAAGGUGGUGGGCAAGGAUUACCUUUUAUGCCACUACAACAGAGAUGGGGACUCCUAUAGGUUACUGUGGAGUAACAAGUAUGGUCCUCCUUUGGAAGAUGGGGCCAUGCUGUCUGCUCGACUGAGAAAGCUGGAGGUGGAGGCCAACACUGCCUUCGACCAAUACGGAGACCUGUAUUUUGAAGGUGGUGUCUCAUCUUUCUACCUCUGGGAUCUUGAACACGGCUUUGCUGGAGUGAUCCUCAUAAAGAAGGCUGGAGACGGGUCAAAGAUCAAAGGCUGCUGGGACUCCAUCCAUGUGGUCAAAGUGCAGGAGAAGUCCAGUGGCCGGAUCGCCCAUUACAAGUUGACCUCCACAGUGAUGCUCUGGCUGCAGACCAACAAAUCAGGCUCAGGCACCAUGAACCUGGGUGGCAGCCUGACCACACAGAUGGAAAAAGAUGAAACCGUGAGCAACUACUCCCCACACAUCGCCAACAUUGGGCGCCUGGUGGAGGACAUGGAAAACAUCAGAAGUACACUGAAUGAGAUCUACUUUGGAAAAACAAAGGAUAUCGUCAAUGGGCUGAGGUCUAUGCAGAUAUAUGCAGACAAAUCAAAGCACAAAGCUCUCAAGAACGACCUGGUGGAGGCCUUGAAGAGAAAGCAGCAGUGUUAAAACCUCUGCUUCGCA